This is a messenger RNA of Suillus bovinus, 750 nucleotides long. RefSeq lists its product as uncharacterized. Gene Ontology annotation, biological process: canonical NF-kappaB signal transduction. NCBI's taxonomy places the organism in Eukaryota, Fungi, Basidiomycota, Agaricomycetes, Boletales, Suillaceae. The record is from RefSeq and is a predicted model, not a curated record. The annotation marks the transcript as partial. The transcript has a single exon.
GCAUGCGUCAAGGAGCAGGAGCACUACAUGCACGGCCGACAUGAAAAUCCAACAGAGCAAUGGGUGAACGAUCAGAUUCACCUGGCAAGCCGGUCAAAUCACGAGCGCCGCUGGAUGAAGCCCACAGAAACGGAGGAGCUCCGACAUAGAAUGCGGGAUGAAUUCCUAUACGAAUAUGAGGUGGAAGCGCAAAAGUGGAUGACAUACGAAGAAGAGAUGAGACGAAGAAUGCGGGAGCGUGAGGAGGAGAAGAACCGCCUGAUACAAACCGAAGUCAGACGAAUCCAAGCGCGAGUCCGCCAGCGGAGAGACAGCGAAAGACAUAUUAUUGCUGAAGAGCGAAGGCGGGAAGCCGACAAGGCGAAGGAAAGAGUGAUGAGAGAACAAGCGAGGCUGGAACGAGCAACAAUAGACGCCUGGAAUGUGUACGAGUUGCGAUGGGCAGCGCUAUCCGCUGUGUAUGACGGAAUCGUUCUGAAAUUCCGUGAUAUCCCAUGGCCGCUACUUAUUCCUCCGUUGACUCCAAGUGAGAUCACUGCGGAGGGAAUAGUAGCAUUCAUUUUGUCGCCAGGCCAUUCCCCAGAGCAGUCCCCGAAGGAGAGGAUACGUGCUGCUCUGCUCCGUUGGCACCCAGACCGAUUCUGUCGUGUACUGGGGAGAGUGCGAGAAUCGGAGAGGAAUGCAGUUGAGGAAGGCGUAGGGAUUGUGGUUCGAUGCCUGAACGAUCUUCUGACGAAGGAUAACAAGGCG